AUGCGCUGGUUUCAGGGCACCCUCAUCUGCACUAUUGGCGCUGCACUGGGGCAAAACGGGGUGGGCGCAAAUGUUCUGCGGUCAAAUAUGCAGAGUAAUCUAGUCACAGCCCGUGCGCCAGCGGAUGCGCCUUCAGAUGGAAACGGCGUAUAUCCGCCCGAAUGCCACGUAGAGCGUGACUCGAAGUAUCCAUUCUGUCUGCCUAAGAAUGGAUCUGAAGUGCUUACGGAGCAAAUAUACUACGUUACCUGGGACUCGGACCUUUUCCCGGGAAACUCCACCAUCACCAUCGGGCUAAAUUAUGCCAACUCGAGCGAGAAUGAAGGCGUCUCCGCCUACACAUCCGACCGCACAGAAAACAGCUAUGGCUUCGUCACGAUACAAAUGGACAAGGUCUGGCUGCACGGCGAAUCGCGCAAUAACCUAUCCAUAUAUCUUGUCGAGUACGACCCUGCAUCAAAGGAGAGAGCAAAGACAGUUGCGGGGCCCAUAAUUUCCCUCACCAAUAAGCCUGGCAAGCACUACCCACCGCCACCGCCCACAGCCGUCCCCAACAAGCUGGGCCUCAUGAUUGGAUUGCCGGUUGCUCUGGGUGUGAUUUUCGUCGUUUUGCUUGGGCUGUAUUUUGGCAUGAAAAAGAACAGACGUAUCGGGUUAGGGAAUAUUAUGGGAUCCAGGAGCAAAGGGUAUGGCGGCGGGAAAUCCAGGAUUGAAAGGUUAGGCGGCGGGCGAGGGAGACGACGUGAUCGUGGUGCUGCUGGUGCCGCAAGCGUCAGGCUGGGUGAAUUGGACGACGGCGAACAAUACACAUACACGGAUGACCCACGGGGUGGGAGGAUCAGGAGUGAUGCUGAAAUUUUCAAUGAGUCUGAGAGAGCCAGAGGGAAUGUGUUUAAGGAGGAAUUGACGCGGAUGAAGAGCUGGAGGUGA
Messenger RNA from Histoplasma capsulatum G186AR, 930 nucleotides. RefSeq lists its product as uncharacterized. NCBI's taxonomy places the organism in Eukaryota, Fungi, Ascomycota, Eurotiomycetes, Onygenales, Ajellomycetaceae. The transcript is spliced from 3 exons. The record is from RefSeq and is a predicted model, not a curated record. Bases 1 to 930 code for a protein of 309 amino acids.